This is a messenger RNA of Glycine soja, 1520 nucleotides long. Its product is annotated as basic 7S globulin-like. The coding region runs from base 62 to 1327 and encodes 421 amino acids. Lineage: Eukaryota; Viridiplantae; Streptophyta; Magnoliopsida; Fabales; Fabaceae. The record is from RefSeq and is a predicted model, not a curated record. Gene Ontology annotation, biological process: proteolysis. The transcript has a single exon. Gene Ontology annotation, molecular function: aspartic-type endopeptidase activity.
CUGAACACACUCAAACAUACAACAAUAUUAGCUAGCUAGCUAGUAUUCACAUAUACAUACAAUGGCUACUCCUACUUGUGUCUUGUAUUUCUGUGUACUUGUCUUCUUUGUUUCACCAUCUUUGUCAGCAUCAAAUGAAUUUCCUAAGACCGGAUAUAUCUCCCUCCCCAUUAACAUAGAUCCAACCACCCAUCAGCACUUCACAUCAAUAGGCAUAGGAACUCCACGACACAACAUGAAUUUAGCCAUUGACAUUUCAGGGAGCUACCUGUGGUACGACUGUGGUGGUAAUUACAAUUCCUCCUCUUACAAUCCUGUCCUCUGGGACUCCCCACAAUGCCCUGGACCCGAACCCUUCCAAUCCAAUUGCGAUGCUGGUUUUCCCUUUAAGCCAGGCUGCACCAACAACACCUGUAAUGUUGCCCUUGAUAACCCCUUUGCUGACUUUGGUUUCGGCGGUGACUUGGGUCAUGAUUUCCUCUUCACUCCUCAGAUCAAGUUGCCUCAAACCUUUUUUUCUGUUUGCUCAGAAUCUUCUAGGUUCCCCCAGUUACCUAUUCUUGUUGGCCUUCCCAAAGGCACCAAAGGGAGUCUAGGGCUUGCAAGGCAGUCACCAUUCACAUUACAAUCUCAAAUCUCUUCUUCCUUUAACAACGUUCCUCCCAAGUUCACUCUUUGUUUACCUUCUUCUGGUAAAAAGGGACAUCUUUUCAUUGGUGGGAGACCAACUUUCUCUACCCCUCUUUCCCAAAUUGGAUUUGAUAGCCGUUAUUCCAAUUACGAUUACUUCUUUCAUCUCAACUCAAUUCAUAUUAAUCACAAACCUGUUCAAUUUAACACUUCUGGUCUGUCCGUCGAUUUAAACGACAACGUGGGCACUAAAAUUAGCACCCUUCAUCCUUUCACAGUGUUACACCCUCAAGUCUACCAGCCCUUUGUUAAAGCUUUUGUGAAGGCAGCAAAGACCAAAAACAUGAAGAGAGUGAAAAAAGUGCACCCAUUUGGGACAUGCUACGAUGCCACUACCGUUGGGGAUCAUAGAGAAGCUGUGCCAGCUAUCGAUCUAGUGUUGGAAGCAGAAGAAUUAGGCCGCUUUGGGAAAGUGAGUUAUGAGAUAUAUGGCCACGAUUCCUUGGUUGAAGUGAAAAAAGGUGUGCUGUGUUUGGCUUUUGUUAAUGGAGGUAUAAGGGCAUUAGAUGCUGUUCUUCUUGGUGCGCAUCAACUCAAGGAUAGGAUUUUGGUGUUUGAUGAGAGUACCUCAAUUAUAAGCUUUAGCUCCUCCCUUGUGCAUCAAAAUAAAACCUGCUUAGAUCCAACUUCUCUUUAAUCUGCCAAUCAUGCAUCAUUAGUGUAAUAUUAUGUUUGCUUAAUUUUGUAGUUUCGUGAAAAAUAAAAGGCCCACGUGGUGCUGUCUUAAUUAUGUGUCUUAAAUCUCAAGUGUACUUGUUCACCUAGAAAGAGAAAUCUCAAGUGUACUUUCCUUAAUAGAAAAAAGUUAUUCUGUCCUUUUGAUCUCCUUA